Messenger RNA from Dentiscutata erythropus, 224 nucleotides. The record is from the annotation of a GenBank genome assembly. NCBI's taxonomy places the organism in Eukaryota, Fungi, Glomeromycota, Glomeromycetes, Diversisporales, Gigasporaceae.
AUACAUCUACAACUACGAAUCCCAAUGAAGUAAUUCCAGUCAUUCUUCGACCCGGAGAUAUUCUUACGAUGAGUGGACCUGCUCGAUACGAUUGGGCACAUGGUAUUGAGGCUACUAAAAUUGAUAUAGUUGGAGAUGAGAGAAUUGUUCGAAAAGUGAGAGUUUCAAUUACUUUGAGAAAGAUGAAAGAAAUACAAAUUUUGAAUCAAUGCGCUGAUAAGUAA